Closterium sp. Yama58-4 is the source of this 1860-nucleotide messenger RNA. The record is from the annotation of a GenBank genome assembly. Lineage: Eukaryota; Viridiplantae; Streptophyta; Zygnematophyceae; Desmidiales; Closteriaceae.
AUGCAAGAGUUCGCUCAGGAGCUCGGCCCCAUGCUCGGCGCCUUCCCCUCCGCCUCCCUCGGUUCUUCCUCCCCCGGGUCAACCCUGCCGCUGCUGCGAGAUGCAGAGCUGGUGGUGCAGGAGUGCAUGGAUCGCGUACUGCUGAGCAGCCAGUGGGGGAGGAAAAUUGCUGGUUUGGAGCCUUCUUUUACAGUCAUUGUCGACUCGUUCGAGAGGAGGGUGGAGGAGGCAGAGGCGGUGGUGGAUGCGAAAAUCAAGGCGUUUGUCAGCUCCGCCAUCACCAGCCUCUUCCUCACAUCAAGACCUCUUCUUCCCCUCCACUUAUCGUCCCCCUGCCCUUGUCCCGUCAUUGGCAGGGUGGAGGAGGCAGAGGCAGUGGUGGAUGCGGAGAUCAAGGCGUUUGUCAGCUCUGCCAUCACCAUAAGCCCGCACUCCUUGCAACAAGAGCAGGUGCAGCAGAACUGGCAGCAGCCACUGCAGCAGCAGCAGCUGCCACAGCAGCAGCAGCAGCAGCAGCAGCAACAGGAGAAGGAUGAGAAGGGCUUGUCAGAAACUGCUUCUGCUGCUCUCUCUAUGAGUGCCUCUCCCAGCGCUGCCAGCACCACACUCCCUGGUGAUACUGCCACACCUACAGCCCCUGAUACUAUCACAUCCAAAACCACUGAUACUCGCACAUCCAAAACUCCCAGUACUCUCACGUCCACACCCGCCGAUACUGUCACAUCUGCUCACAGCAGCACGGCCCUCGAUAAAGCAGCAUCCCCCCCAGCCUCUCCUGCUUCCGAAACAACGGUUACAGGCACACGCAGCACAGUCACAGCUGCUGGAGGCAAGGGGGAAAAGGCGAAGGGGAGGGGGAGUGGGAGCAAGGAGAGCAGCAAGGAAGGGCAUGCUCUGGAAGGUGCUCUACUGGCCGGACUUCUGCGAUUGAUGGGGGAGGAUGGUGCUGCUGACCUGCUGUAUAAGGCAAUGGGAAUUGGUCCCAAGAGUGCGAGUGGUGUUGGGGGAACGGAAGGUAGUGGUGGUGUGGGAAAGAGUGGGAGAGGGAGUGGAAAGCGGAGGAUGGGGGAGGAUGAGGCUGCUGAGCUGUUGGGUAAGGCUAUGGCCUUUCUCAACAGGGAUGGGGACAAUGCUGGGAGCAGGAGUGGGGGUGAUGUUGGUGGAAAGUCUGGGAGUGAUGUUGGUGGGGAGAUUGGGAGUGUUAGAGUGAAGCAUGGGGAUGAUAAGAGCGCUAACAGUGUGGAUGAUAAUGUGGGAAACGACAAGAGUGGGAAAACACAGUCAACAGGCAGUAAUGAUGGGGGCGAUGAGGGGUUGAGUGGUAUAUUUGGGAAGGAUAAGGCGUUGACUGGAAGUGGUACGGGAGCGGAUAGCAGUGGAGGGAUGAGCCCUGUUGAUAGCAGCAUCGAUAAAACCGGAACCAGCAGUGCUGGUUUUAAUGGCAGUGGCAGCAGCAUCAACAGCACAGUCACAGUUAGUUCCUCCAGGAAUGCAGAGCUGAGUAGGAAAGAGGGGAUUAAAGGAGUGGUCGAGAAAAAGCAGGAGGCGGCGAACGAGAUAGCAGCUGAGGAGAAGCAUCUUGCGCAGAGAGGUUUGGAUUCGACUGAUAAGUCAAUUGAUGAGGAUCCGGCACAGGAGAGCAUAAGGCAGGUGGUGAGUGCGAUACGGGGAAAGCUGGCUGCUGCUGUGGCUGAAGGGACACGUGGCAUGGCUGGAUUGGUGGAUUCUGCCAAGGAAGCGAGGCUGUUGAAGGAAAAGCUUCUGCAGAGACGGGAGCUGGUGUUGCAGCUGGGGUUGCUUCGGCAACAGAGCCUGGUCUUGCAGCUGGGGUUGCUUCAGCUGCAGCUGGUGCAACAGUGA